GGAUACUGAAACGGGAUUUGUACCUCUGUCCUAUGUGGUAGCUAAGUUUAGCUGGAUUGCUCUAGACAGUAGUGUGUUAGGCUUAUAAUUUUUCCAGAAAAGAGCAGUUUGAGCUUGCAAAAUGUUACGCCGUCCAGUCCAACAUUGGUUUCUUGUGUUUACUACAGCACCUCACAAUCAGUCUAACCUUUACAAUCAGUCUAACCUCUAUAGUUGACUAAUAAAUAAUGUCCAAGUUGCCCUACAUUAAGAACAAUUAAUUGUGGCUGGAUCAUUUCUGUUCAAAUUGUCAACCCUUGUAACAUUUUGCCCCAUUAUUAGUUAUAUAACUCCCAAUAAUUAGUUCACAUUGGAUAAGGAAAACUGUCUAUUGUGAAAAUAUGUGUCACUUUGAGAAGAGAAAUGACUCGCCCCAGUUUUUAUCAAAGCAGGCAGACCGCUGUCCACAUUUAUCGCUUUGUCUUCCCCUGUCCGUGCCCAGAUUCAACAUGAGUCCUGUCGGCACUGGAUUGCUAAAGGGCUUGAGGAGGGUCUUGGAACGGCAAAGGAAUUCAAUUGAUUUCUGCAGAAAAUCACAAGCUUGGAGUUCUACGGUUUCUUUUUCUGACCUUGAUGAGAAGGGUGACGUGGACUAUGACGUUGAUCAUACAGAUUCAAAGAGAGAGUUACAACCCCAAAGUGUAGAUCCCCAAAAGGGCUGGGGAUUCCGUGGGGUGCACAGGGCUAUAAUCUGCGGUAAAGUUGGACAAGUGCCUGUGCAAAAAAUUUUAAGGAAUGGACGUACAGUAACUGUUUUUACUGUUGGAACUGGUGGCAUGUUUGACCAGAGGGUAGUUGGACCUGAGGAUAUGCCAAAACCAGCUCAGUGGCAUCGAAUAGCUGUUCAUAAUGACUAUCUAGGUGCUUAUGCUGUUCAGAAGCUGGUGAAGAAUGCUGCAGUUUAUGUUGAGGGUGAUAUUGAAACCAGGGUCUACAAUGACAGCAUCAAUGCUCAAGUCAGAAAUAUACCAGAGAUCUGUGUUCGACGCGAUGGCAAGAUUCGACUGGUUAAAUCUGGGGACAGUGCUUCUAGCAUAUCACUAGAUGAUCUAAGAGAAGGACUAUUCUAGUUAUAGCGAAGCAUGUCAGCACAAGCCGGUCAGGAGUAGGCUUCUUGCUCGAGGGCCGUUGUAUCUUCGGCGGUGCACUACAAGUUCACAUGGCUGCAACUGUGUUGACGGUACAUGUAGGAGCUGAAGUCUCUACUCUUGAUUGGCAAAUGCAGUAAAGUUUGGUUCAGUUCAACGUUGCCGCUUGUAAUUCUUUCUGUAAGUUCCUGGUAGCUUGAAGUUGAAGAUCGCUCAUGUUCUGAGACUCAUCUCGUUCAAGCACCGUUUGGUUCCUUUUUUUACUCUUGGCUAGCCUAGCCUAGCAAGGUUAAUGGAUAAGAAAACAUAAUUUGGUUGGAUUGA
Messenger RNA from Phragmites australis (common reed), 1451 nucleotides. RefSeq names its product single-stranded DNA-binding protein, mitochondrial-like. Gene Ontology annotation, biological process: positive regulation of helicase activity; mitochondrial DNA replication. Lineage: Eukaryota; Viridiplantae; Streptophyta; Magnoliopsida; Poales; Poaceae. The transcript is spliced from 8 exons. The record is from RefSeq and is a predicted model, not a curated record. Gene Ontology annotation, molecular function: single-stranded DNA binding. The coding region runs from base 381 to 1109 and encodes 242 amino acids. Gene Ontology annotation, cellular component: mitochondrial nucleoid.